UAUUUAGAACAAAACGUUGCACAACAUCAUAGCAACAUAUUUACACUUAAAUCAACCUUACAGCCUUCGAUUUUUAAUCUAAAAUCUCAAUUAAACAAAUAAACAAUAGUGAUGAAGUUUUGAAUUAACAAACUAUUAUAUAAGAUGCCGCUGAAUCGUGAUAUUGAUGGUGAUGAUGAUUGCUUGCACUACUACGAUGAAGACAUCGGCAUAAGAUGUGGUUGCGGUUUGAUUGGGUUCAAGAAAAACCAAGUGUUUGAUUGCAGUUUCGAUAUCGAAAUAGAAGAAGAUGAUGAUGAAUUGUUUGAGAUAAAUCUGAAGAAGGAAGAACCAUUGGAUUCAAUAAAAGAAGAAGAAGAUUAUGAAAGCAGUACUGUGUUCUCUCUUGAUAUCCAAAACCAUAAGUUAUCUGAUUCUGAUGUUGUUUAUGUGGCAAUUGGAGAAAAUGGUUCAAGCAUGGAAGCACUUUCAUGGACCUUAAAGCACUUAGUGAACCCUAAUUCUACUAUUGUUUCUCUUAUACAUGUUUUUCCUCAAGUCAAGCGAAUUCCAACUCCAUUGGGAAAAAUUCCGAGGAGUCGUGUGAAUCAAGAACAUGUUAACAUCUACUUGACCCAAGUGAAAAGCAAGAGAAAAAAACUCAUUCAGAAGUUCAUUGACUUGUGUACUGAGUCAAAAGUUAAGGUGGAGAUUUUGCUUAUUGAGGGUGACAACGUUGGUGAAGCGGUUGUAGAGCUUGUUAAGAAUCUAAAUAUAAGAAAAUUGGUGAUUGGAACUGCACAAUCUAAUCUAAGAAAACAUGUGUCAAGAAAGCAAAAUUCUACUGCAGAGAUGGUGUUAAAAAGUGUAGAAGAAAGAUGUGAUGUUAAAAUCAUAUGUGAAGGAAGAGAGGUGAUUGAUGAGAUGAUUAAUGGGUGCAGUUCACAGCAUGAUGAAGUAGAUGGUUUUGUUCCAAUCAAACGUUUGAUGCCCAGUCCGUUUUGGUUAUUUAGGUCUAGAUGAAAGACCAUCAUCACAAGUCUAGUCAGCGACUAUAACUUAUACAAAUCAUAGAUAGUUUUUUUUCUUUUAAUUUCCAGGCUAGCGACCAAAUAGAUUUGCAUUAGGAUUAGCAAUAAUGUUCAUUCCAUGACACAAAUGGGACCAAAUAUAUACAUAUUCACGUUUUAUCUAUUCAAUUUUGCAAACUUAACAAAUCUCUACCUCUGUUGCUAAUUUGUCAUUUUUCAUUAGCCUUGUCUCAUCAUAUAUCUUGUACUAUAUGUUAAU
Molecule: messenger RNA, 1269 nt
Organism: Vicia villosa (hairy vetch)
Lineage: Eukaryota; Viridiplantae; Streptophyta; Magnoliopsida; Fabales; Fabaceae
Product: U-box domain-containing protein 35-like
Exons: 3
Coding region: 145-1002 (285 amino acids)
Source: RefSeq, a predicted model, not a curated record